Megalobrama amblycephala (Wuchang bream) is the source of this 2271-nucleotide messenger RNA. It is a transcript of the gene slc22a2, whose product is annotated as solute carrier family 22 member 2. The transcript has 11 exons. Gene Ontology annotation, cellular component: membrane. NCBI's taxonomy places the organism in Eukaryota, Metazoa, Chordata, Actinopteri, Cypriniformes, Xenocyprididae. Gene Ontology annotation, biological process: transmembrane transport. The record is from RefSeq and is a predicted model, not a curated record. Bases 82 to 1770 code for a protein of 562 amino acids.
GUGGGUAAAUACUGUGCGCCUCAACUUAACAGACCUCUUUCUAAAGCUGCGGACUCCUCCACUGCCAGGCGUACGUUGACCAUGACCACUUUCGAAGACAUCUUAGAGGAGGCCGGGCCAUUCGGUCGGUGCCAAAUGCGAAUUUUUUCCAUUUUCUGUUUGGUCUCCAUACCGUUUUCUUUCGUCUAUGUGGGGAUUGUGUUCCAGGGCUUCACCCCAGAGCAUUGGUGCCGUGACCCGGGCGUCAGUGAGAUCCGGGAGAGAUGCGGCUGGAGCCUUCAAGAUGCACGCAGGGCCACUGUACCCCUGAUAAACAGCUCCGCAGGGGUGGCGUACAGUCAGUGUGAGAGAAUCGACAUGGACUGGAACGCCACCAGUCUUACCUGUGACAAUCCAGAAAGUGACUUUGUCCAGGCCCAGCUCUCUACGCUGCCUAUGACUGGCUGUACAGAUGGCUGGGAGUACGACUAUGAAGGAAGACAGUCCUUCGUCACUGAGUUUGAUCUAGUGUGUGCAGACUCCUGGUAUGUUGACAUGUUCCAGGCCAUGCUCGGUGUUGGUUUCUUAGUGGGCAGCAUUGCAAUUGGAUACAUGGCAGACAAAUAUGGCAGAAUGAAGAGUUUCCUCAUGACCAACUUAUUCAUUGGAGUAACAGGGAUUCUGGUGGCCACGUCUCCUAACUACAUCGCCCUGCUGGUGUUCAGAGCUCUCUUUGGCUUUGGAGUGAAGGGUGGCUGGAUGGUUGGAUACGUGCUAAUCACAGAGCUGGUUGGGGUGGAAUACAGGAGAACGGUGGGAGUGACCUAUCAGAUGAUCUUCAGCUUGGGCCUUCUCAUCCUUCCUCUCUUAGCUUACUUCAUACCAAACUGGCGCUGGCUACAGGUGGUCUUCACCAUACCUUACAUCUGUUUCCUGACUUACUAUUGGUUUAUACCUGAAUCACCAAGAUGGCUCCUCAGCCAAAACAAGAGAACCGAAGCACUGGAGAUCACAAAAAUGAUAGCCAAAGAGAACAAGAAGACACUGUCCAAGAAUUUUGAGACACUAAAGGUUGAAAACACAGACCCUGCCUCAACUGCUUCCUUCAUGGACCUGUUCAAAACUUCCAAAUUGAGAACAUACACGUUCAUCCUGAGUUUCAAUUGGUUCACCAGUGCUGUGGUUUACCAGGGUCUCAUUAUGAGGCUGGGAAUCCUCGGAGGUAACGUGUAUGUGGACUUUCUCAUAUCUGGAAUCGUGGAAUUGCCAGCAGCUUUCCUCAUCCUUCUCACUAUUGAGCGGAUCGGGCGGCGGCUUCCAUUUGCAACUGCGAAUAUCGUGGCAGGGGCGGCUUGCUUAAUCACAGCAUUCAUCCCAGACAGUAUGUUCUGGUUAAAAAGUGCUGUUGCUUGUGUUGGAAGGCUGGGCAUCACUAUGGCUUUUGAAAUGGUAGUGUUUGUGAAUACUGAACUAUACCCCACUGUUAUCAGAAAUCUGGGUGUAUCGGUCUGCUCCACAAUGUGUGACAUUGGAGGGAUUAUAGCGCCGUUCCUGCUCUACAGGCUUGCUGUCAUCUGGCAAGAACUACCUCUUAUCAUUUUCGGUGCUCUUGCGUUUGUGGCUGGUGGACUGGUUCUUCUGUUACCUGAAACCAAAGGUGUGCCUCUUCCAGAAACCAUUGAGGACAUUGAAUGUCCAAACAGAAACAAAGAAAACCAUCUGAAGAGUCAACAGCUGCAGAAUUUGCUGCCCUCUGAUGUGACAUCAAACAAAGACGUUACAGCAGUCUGAGACAGAAUCCAGCAACCUCCUUAACUUUAUUAUGUGAUGCUGCUUAUCACUUCUCCUUUGAGGAUUUAAUCAAAAUUAUACAAUCUGAAAUCCAUUUCUGAUUAAUCAAGUUUGUUUUUUCAUUUCAAAAGUUAAUGAACAAUUAAAAUAUGAAUUUGAUUUAAUAAUCAAGCUGAGAAAGUUAUAUCUAAUCAAAGGACCCAGAUGUAAUUAUUGUUUGUCAUUAACUGUAGUUAAUGUAUUUUUUUAUAUAAGAUGUUUUAUUUUACAUUUUUUUUAAAUGCAUGUUUUUGACAAAAAUGUUUAUUUAAGAAAAUGUAAAAUAACUCACUAUAAAAAUAUCUUUAUAUAUAUUUUAAAAUGUUGGCUUAAAUUAUUCAUGAUAAUAGUAAAUGCUAUUGUACUUAUUUGCUCUGUCACUUUUACUAGGGUUUGAACAUUGUUACUGUAACAGCAAAACUGUUUGUAUGGUGGAGCACAAAUAAAGAGACUUUCUUCAAA